This is a messenger RNA of Tachysurus fulvidraco (yellow catfish), 1449 nucleotides long. Its product is annotated as arrestin domain-containing protein 3-like. Gene Ontology annotation, biological process: protein transport. Bases 62 to 1432 code for a protein of 456 amino acids. Gene Ontology annotation, cellular component: cytoplasm; plasma membrane. Lineage: Eukaryota; Metazoa; Chordata; Actinopteri; Siluriformes; Bagridae. The record is from RefSeq and is a predicted model, not a curated record. The transcript is spliced from 7 exons.
GUUAACAGUUCAUUAGCACUAUAGGCGGAGAUCUGGGGCUACGUUAGCGUGCCAUACUACAAUGUCACCGAUAAAACAACUCUCUAUCGUUUACGAUCCGGUUAAUAACAGUAACACAUUCACAAACGGCGAUGUUAUUAAUGGUCGAGUCAGUUUCGAAGUGACUAAAGAAGUUACGAUUGGAAGCCUUUACAUAAAGUGUAAAGGUGAAGCAAAAGUGAGCUGGAGCGAGCGGCGGAAUGACCGACACCGUACUUACAGCGCUAAUGAAAGAUACUUUAAACUCAAACAGUAUUUUAUUAAGGACCCUUCAAAGAAAGGAACUGAAGAUCCCGGUGUGAUAUUAACAAGUGGAGAGAUCUACAGCAAUGUGGUUAAGCCCGGAAACCAUGUUUAUCCAUUUAGCUUUCAACUGCCCCAUGGAAAUUUUCCAGCAUCUUUUGACGGCUGUCAUGGCUCAGUAAAGUACAUUCUCGAAGUCACAGUGGACCGUUCAUGGAAAAUGGGCCGCACUGAAAAAAAAGAAAUUCUCUUUGUGCCAAGGUCUAGUGGUGUCAAUUUAAUGAGCCCACAGAGUGGAUCUGUCAACAAAAAGAUGAAACUUUUCUCCUCUGGAAGCACUUCAGUGAAUGCAACAAUUGACAAAAUGGGCUAUAUGCAAGGUGAGGUCAUGAAAGUAACCAGUGACAUCAAUAACUCCUCUUCCCGCGAUCUCAAACUGAAGUACAGUCUUGAGCAAAUACAGUCCUUCUUUUCACAGAGUCACUCCAACCAUUCCUACCGUACCAUUUUUAAAAUCGUUGGUGAUCCCAUCCCAUCUGGAUCAAAACAAACAGUCAACAAAGACCUGACGCUUCCAGCCAAUCUGAAUUUGAGCAUUAUGCACUGUAGGAUUAUGAAAGUGGAGUACAUAUUUAAGGUCUAUUUGGAUGUGCCUUAUGCAAGUGAUCCUGAGAUCAAAUUCCCAGUGACCAUUCUUCCUGCAGGUUAUAUUUUUUCUCCAGGGCAAAACCAGCCAGCUUAUCAGCCCUAUGGAAACCCAGGUGCACCAGGAUGGAACCAACCCCCACCCCAGCCUGGAUUUGGGCCCAGACCCCCAGGCACUAAUUUUGCCCAAGCCCCAGGGUUUUACCCAGGUCCCUACCCUUUACCUGUGUGUCCAAAUCCACCAGCUCCUCCUCCUUCCUAUACAGACCUCUAUCCAAAUCCAAAUUCAGCAGCCUCAGACUUCAAUUCUGUUCCAUCAGCUCCACACUUUAAUCCUAAGCAUGCUCCUAUGGGUUAUCCAAAUCCAGUACCGAGUGCCUCGCAGUUCGGUCCAGGGCCUGCUGUCCCGGGCUAUGUUCCAGCAGGAGCUCCCUCAGGAUUCUGGCCAAAUCCAACCACACAACCAGAAUCUUAUCCAACUAAAUCCCCUGAGAAACAUGAAUAAUCUGAAAGGUAGAGGAU